GCUAUUAAUAGAAUGAUGUCAGCAUUCCAGAACUGCCCCCUCCGCUAUAUAAAGAGGUGAUGCAACUCCGCCAGUAGUAUAGUGAGUGCCGGGGGGAGAGAGAGACAGGAGGCUCUGAUCACACACUCACACGCUGGACUCCUGCCUCUGGCUUUGUCUGCCUUCAUCAUAUCCUAAACAGUAGACCACCAGCUCCACCAAGAAAAUGAUGCUCCAGCACCCCGGACAAGGUUCUGCUGCCGAAGUCAGCGCAACCGCUAUCGUCCCAUGUUUGUCUCCAACCAUGUCUUUUGCUUUCGAAGACUUCACCAACUUAACACCUCUGGUAAAAGAAGAAUUACGGUUUGCCAUCCAGAAUAAACGUUUUUCUAGCAGAGCACCAUGUACCCUGGACACGGUCAUCGUAGCAGAAGGACCCAAAGAAAUGCCUAUCCAUAAAUCCGAGUUUGUCCCCGAAGAAGAUGAUCGAAAAAAGAGGAGGAGAGAACGGAAUAAAGUAGCAGCCGCUAAGUGUCGAAAUAAGAAGAAAGAAAGAACAGAAAGUUUGCAAAAGGAAUCUGAGAAGUUGGAAUCUAUCAAUGCAGAUCUGAAAGCCCAGAUCGAAGAGCUAAAGAACGAGAAGCAACAUUUAAUAUAUAUGCUCAACCUCCAUCGGCCUACCUGCAUCGUCCGAGCUCAAAAUGGCAGAACACCGGAAGAUGAGCGAAACCUCUUCAUUCAGCAAAUUAAAGAUGGAACCCUCCAGAGCUAAGCUAUCAAGAGAGACAAUGUACAAUCUCACUAUUGUAUAGCAAGUAGAAUUCUUAAAACAUUCUGGGGCCAAAUGGACUUGACGUGCUCUGGAGAGACCUUGUUGCUACCGAACGCUUCGAGGAUUGAGAAAGCUACGUGAAAAAUGAAGUGCACAAGCCACGUCAUAGGACUGGAUCCGAAACCGUGAAAGGAUGGACUUUUGGUUGAAUGCUGGGUGUUCACCAAUUUUUUUUAUUUUUUUUUGCAACUGCUGUUAUUGGAAGCCAUAACUAAACAGUAUAUACUGUGUAUUUUUAGGGUUUUAACAAAAAUCCACUGACAAGUUUCAUCUCUAUAGCAGCGCUAUAUGAUUUGUGGUUUAUUUUAAUUUUAUUUUUUAUCUGUGCAAUUUUUUUUUUACGUUUUGUUGCUGGAAGGCAGAAGCACACAUGAAUACAUUUUCAGUGUUUUAUGAUAUAAUUGCACAGAUGUGCUUUUAUUUUAAGUUAUUGCCACCUUGAAAAACUCGAUUAUUAUCAUCCAAAGUGUUUAAAAAGAUAUUGAAACUCAUAACAGUUUUUCAGGAAGUAACCUGAGCUAUCUCGAGUUGUUGUUAUAAUGUCUCUUAAGGGGAAGAGAAAAAAACUGAUAGACACAUUGUGUACACCAGUUUGGUUAAAUCGGAAUUUUUUAUACCACAGUUACCAGUGGUGAUUCCACGGUGACAUUUUGCUGUGUCAUUGUGGGUAUUAGAAUUAAUGCCAAAAAACAAACCACCAACAACAACAGUUUUAGACAGCGAAUGGAUAGCUCUGUAUGCUGAUGGUAGUGUAUAUGUAUACACACUGUUGUUUCGAAUAUGUUCGAAGUAAUGGUAAAAAGAUGAUAUUAUUAACGAUGCUGACAGGCUGUGUAUGAUUGCCAAAUCAAUUUAAUUUGAACUAAUUGAUUAUUAUACUCAUUCAUUUCCAUGCCAGUGCUUCUUACCUGAAGGCCCCUUCCAACCCUGUGGGGCAAUAAUGACCGGCCUGGUUUUUAUCCUAGGUCAAGCAGACACUAAUUACUGCGGAAGUAGAAAAUAAAAAAAGCUCAUUUUAUUCUUAUUUAAUAUGAUUGCCCUAUAAAACCUACAUUUGUGCUCGUUAAACAUUAUACAGUUAUGUCAGUGUUUUGACAAUAUGAAGCAGUCUUAAAGAAACAUUUCUAAUGAAUUUAUCAGGUGUUUGUGAAUCAGCAGAAUAAAAGGGUAGCGUGCAGGGCGAUUGCAAAGCCCCAGGCUCUUUUUAUAUUUUUACAGUUAUUUUGGUUUAUGUGCUGUCACCUGGCAACAUGAACUUCCCAAAAAUUAUUUCAAGGACUAUAUUCUAUGACCAGAAAGUUUAUCAGUAGUAAUUAAUAAAGUUUUCCCUUUGUCUUCGACAUGGGAAUUCGAUUGACAGAGUUGAUUUGUUAUCUCUGUUUGUAGAAUUCAGCCCCUCAAAUGAUUAGAAAGCACGUGCCACAUUUCACCCUAUUUUCUUAAAAGAUUAUUACAUUCAGAUGUAAAACGGCCUUCAGAGAUUUUACUCAUGACAUUUCAUACAUCGCAGUAUGGUGUGUAGGAUUUAUACGAACAUUUUCAGUUUUGAAAAAAAAAUGUUAAAUAAAAUCCAAUUUAAAAUUUGAAAUCAUUUCUACAGUGGGACAUUUCGCAGAUUGACUUACGUAUUUUAUGUAUUUUUUUUAUUUUAUAAUACGUAUUAAGAUUUGAUACCUCAGCCUAAUCAGCCAUUCAAGUACCCACAACCAGACAUUAAAUGUAAUUGUUUCUGGUUUUUAACAUUCUACAACAGAACCUAUCAAUACAUUUACAAGUGUUAGAUUUAAAUAUAUCAUUAAAUAUAUUUGCCUAUUCAUUAAUGAAAGGGAAAAUUGAAAUAAGAUCUUUAAAUCGUUUUUUUUUUUUUAGUUUUUU
Pelobates fuscus (common spadefoot toad) is the source of this 2686-nucleotide messenger RNA. It is a transcript of the gene ATF3, whose product is annotated as activating transcription factor 3. Gene Ontology annotation, molecular function: DNA-binding transcription factor activity, RNA polymerase II-specific; RNA polymerase II cis-regulatory region sequence-specific DNA binding. The coding region runs from base 206 to 751 and encodes 181 amino acids. Lineage: Eukaryota; Metazoa; Chordata; Amphibia; Anura; Pelobatidae. The record is from RefSeq and is a predicted model, not a curated record. The transcript is spliced from 4 exons. Gene Ontology annotation, cellular component: nucleus. Gene Ontology annotation, biological process: regulation of transcription by RNA polymerase II.